Molecule: messenger RNA, 8026 nt
Organism: Pantherophis guttatus
Lineage: Eukaryota; Metazoa; Chordata; Lepidosauria; Squamata; Colubridae
Source: RefSeq, a predicted model, not a curated record
AAUAUUUUCACAGCCCUCUUUUUGACUCGUGUAGUAUACAGGUCCUCAAUGGAAGGCAGGCUGCACUGGGCACUUGCUUAGAACCAUCAGCUAUACCAGCUUCAUUUUCCUUAUGUUACAAGGGUCUUUUCAAAUUGCUUUCUACUACUUACCACCUAAUGAUUUUUUUGGGGAGGAAGUGCUGUCACAUUUUGGUAUUGUACGGUUUAGCAGGCUUGAUGCUGGAAACAUCAUACAUCUUUUGGCUCCUGACAUUGGAAUGUUUCUUUUUGGUCUGACUGUCACCCUGCUUUGCCGUAAGACAGUGAAACUCAACAACUGGGAAAGUGAGCCUCCAUCUGGAGACCAAGAUCAGUUUUCUUCAGAUGAGGAAGAAGACAUGAAAGAGACGGAAUCUGAAGCAGAAACUGAAGAUACUGAGGACACAGACAUUGGUUGUCUGUUUGAAAAGGAUCAUUUAAGACACAGCCAUUCAGGUUUUCUUCUGAAAUUCACUUUGUUCCUAACAGGCUUGGAGAGACUUUGUGAAGACACACUUAGAACUACUGGAAAAGUCUUCAUUAUGCUUCUGUUAGGCUCAACAGGUAUAAUUCUACCUUCUGCAUGCUCAGCAGUUUAUUUCUUUACCUUCUUGGCUUUGUGCACCUGGUGGUCCUGGAAUUAUCCAAUCAGUCCAGUUCUCUUCAAUAGUUUGUGUGUUUUUCUUGCAAUAUUUUCCAUGGGGCAUAUCAUUGUGCUUUACUUGUACCAACUGCCAUACUUCCAGGACCUUAUUCCUUCAGAAGUCAUUUAUGUCAGGGUCUUGGGCAUAGUGCCAUUUAUUAAGACAAAUAUUACAGCACCUUGGAAACUACACAUUCAUCCUCACCUAAACUGGCCAGUGGCUUUGAAUCCUUUUUUCCUUCUUGCCCUGUAUUAUUUAUCGGUCAGAAUGUUGCAGCAGUGGGCAUUGCUUGAUAAGGGGCCCAAAGAAGAAGAUAUUCACUUUCAUUCUGAGGACUACGUAGAAAUUAAGAUGCAUUCUACGCUUCAGGUGGUUUCUCUUUCAAGUGAAAUUCCACAGCAAUGCCUCCUUUUGCAAUGUCAGAAUCAUAGCAGUUGCAGUAUGGAUGGCUAUUUAAAUCAAGGACACACUGUUUCUCUAUCAGAGCACACAAUAUAUUCUGAAACCUCCCCAGAAGUUCAUGAAAAAUGUAACAUGGAAAAAAAAUCUAGUACAUUCUUAGCAUUGGCACAAUUCAUUACAAAUCAGAGCUAUGUCAUUGCAUUGAUUACUAUGAUGGUUUGGAGUAUCACCUACAAUAGCUGGCUAACUUUUGUCCUGCUAAUUUGGUCCUGUAUAAUUUGGAUGGUACAUGACCGUCAACUCUAUGCCUUGCGCAGUUUACCCUUUCUUGUCUCCUAUGGAAAUGUACUGGUGAUUCUUAAUUUUAUUGUGGGACUGAAUCUUUCGCAAGAGGAAUUAUUUCCAGGAGUUGCAACUUCAUUACUCAUUGACUUGGAUUUGAAACCUUAUUCUAUUCCCUGUGUCCAUCUGGGGGCCAAGAUUUUAUAUCAGUUAACUUUCUGGUUAUUGUUGAAGCACUAUGUGAUGCAAAGGCAGAAGCAAAAAGAGGAGGGAUUUCUCAAAGAAGUGAUAGUACAUCAAACUGAAAUGGACACAUCGCAAAAUCUGUUUGUGGAAAUAUUUGGUUCUAUACUUAAGAGGAUCCUAAUAAAAUACUGGAUUUACUUCUGUUCCAUCAUGUUCUUUGUUGUCAGCUUCGAUGGCAAAGUGGUCCUGUAUAAAAUUCUUUACGUUAUCCUUUUUUUGUUCUGUGUGGCUUUAUAUCAGUUUCAUUACGAAGGAUGGCGACGAGUCCUGAAGGGAUUUUGGCUGAUAAGUGUCUCCUAUUCAAUGAUAGUCCUCAUUGCUUUAUAUACUUACCAGUUUGAGAUGGUUUCUGCAUUUUUCCUAAAAACUUUGGAAAUAUCAGAGGAAAGAUUAAAAGAUUUGGGCCUUGAGCAGUUCAGCAUAAGGGAACUUUUUACAAAGAUUCUAUUACCCUGUGCCUUUCUUCUUGUUUGUAUUGUUCAACUGCAUUAUUUCCAUAAAGAUUUCCUGAAUAUCACAGAUCUGACCAAUAUUUCUGUGAAUCCAUCUUCUUCAUCUGGCAGUGACAAGCAAAUGGAAAUUCUUGUGUGUCUUCUGGCUAAUAAGCUGGCUCCUGAGCCAUUACAACAGUCUUUUCCAGAUGGACUGGAGAAGUCUGAGAAUACUACAGAAAAUGUGGUAAAGGGGAAUAAAUGGGCAGAAGAAGUGGACAAGUUGGCACCUUGUCUUCUGAAGAUCAUAGCAAUGUCUCAGGAUAUGCAGAUUUUUGCAUGGAGAUUUCUGGAGCUGCACAUCCUUAAGAUUGUGUCCAUUUGCACUAUCUGGAUCACACUUCAAGAGGUGUGUUUGAUGAACUACGUUUUCUUUAUUGUGUGGACAUUUGCUAUUCCUUAUUCCAAAUUUCGGCCCUAUGCCUCAAGAAUCUGUACAUUUUGGUCUUGUUUGAUGGUCAUCUGUAAAAUGUUAUAUCAGCUGAAAUUUAUCAAGCCCUGGAAUUAUUCCUCAAACUGCACUCAGGAACUGUAUUUGAAUAUGACUUACCAUUCUAUCAAUGUUGAUGAGUUUUUGGAGAAAUCAUCUUUGUACAUGACACCAAUUGACCCAGCACUCUGGAUUGGAGGACUGAUGAAGUGCAGUGACAAUAUUUUUCUUUAUCUAAAGAACCAUCUUACCAUCAUGAUUCUAAUGGCUUUAGAAGCAACAGUGUAUCGCCACCAAUAUUUUUACAGGACUCAGAACCAACUAUUGCCACCUGUCACAGGUAGCCUUUUUAAUAAUAUUGCCCGGGAGAACUUGGAUGAAGGGCUACUCAACUGCAUCAAAUACUUUCUCAACUAUAGUUUUUACAAAUUUGGACUGGAGAUAUGCUUUAUGGCGGCAGUUAAUGUGAUUGGGCAACGCAUGGACCUCUAUGCACUUAUCCAUGCAAGUUGGCUGACUUACCUGUUGAGCUACCGUCAGAGGAAAGCAAUAGCCCAAGUCUGGCCCAAAUACUGUUUCUUCCUUGCCAGCAUUGUGGCCUUUCAGUAUUUGCUUUGUAUUGGUCUCCCACCUGCUUUGUGCCAAGAUUAUCCAUGGAGAAGUUCCCACUGGUUGUUCCCUUCAAAUCUGAUUAAGUGGCUUUAUCUGCCUGAUUUUGCUGAAAGACCUAAUACUAAUUUUCUCCUGUAUGAUUUCCUUCUUCUGCUUUUUGCUUCCUUCCAAUGGCAAGUUUUUGAAGAUGAGGAUCAGCCUGUAGUCAGGCUGCAAGCUGGAGAUAACUCAGAGAUUAAUCAAGAUUUGGGCCCAGCAGGUCUCAGUGAAUUCAGUCGGGUACCAAACUUUAUCCAUUGCAGAUCUUAUUUGGAUCUGAUGAAAGUGCUUAUAUUCAAGUACUUUUUCUGGAUUGCCCUUUGCCUAAUUUGUGUGACUGCAACAGCCAGGAUCAACAUCUUCUGUGUGGGCUACUUUGUUGCCUGCUUCUACUUUAUGCACUUUGGACAAAGCCUUCAUCUGAAGCCCCUCAGAGACAUUCUUAGACCAUGGGACUACGUGAUUGCUUACACUACUUUGGUUAUAACAGUAAAGAAUCUUCUUGCUGUUGGAGCAUGUGCAUACCUUAAUAAAUUACAAAUAAAUUACUGUUGGCUAAUUCAGACAUUUGCUAUGUAUUGCACAAUACCAGGAUAUGAAAUAGAUCCACCUAAUAAUGAGAUAUGUGAAUUGCCCAAGGAUGAAGCAGGAAUCCUGUGGGAUGCAGUAUGUUUCAUAUUCUUACUGAUUCAGAGAAGAGUUUUUAUGAGCUACUAUUAUCUCUAUAUUGUGACUGAUCUCCAGGCUACAGAUUUAUUAGCCUCCAGGGCAGCUGAGAUGUUUGAGUUGAAGCUGAAAAAAAAGGUGACUUCUCGGAUGGAAGAAAAUAGAAAAUCAAUAGAAAUCAUGAAAAAGCAGAUAGACCUGAUUAAACCAAAAUUUAAAAACCAAAGCUCCUGCAAAGUACUAGAAACAGAGUCUGAUCAGAAAUUGGAAGAGGAGGAUCCAGGAGAUGAUACCAGCAAGAUGGAAAAAGAGAAUAAAAAGAAUUGGUGGCAUCCAUGGAUGACACAAAACUCAGUGGUUCGAAUUAGGAGCUAUUGCCUUUUUGAUACAGAUAGUGAAGAUGAAGAAGAAGAAAAUGAACACUCUGAAAAGAGCAAAAAAGAAUUCUUUAAAAAGAAAACGGCAUGGCAGCUUGCAUAUGAAGCCUGGAUGAGCAAUGCAAAAUCAGCUCUAAAUAACAGAGAGCAAGAUGAAAUUAGAAGUCAAAGAAAUAAAAAGGAGGAGGAAACGAAAAAUGAGCAAUUGCCAGGGGUUGAAAGAGCUAAUGUCAGUUUGGAAUCCUCUGAUGAAAAUAUAGAGAUACUGGCUUCUGAAGAGGACUUGGAUAAGUCAGAAACUAUUGUGCAAAGAAUAAUCAACAUUAUUAAGCUUAUCUCCAUCUUGAUGCCUGCAUUGAAGGAUGAUAUUAUAGAAGCCCUUAAUUCCCUCAUUAAAGAUAAUUUGGACAUUGCUGAUGCAUUGAGAAUCAAAAAAUAUAUUCUUUCGCAACAGAUGAACAAGGGAAAUGAAGUUUCAGCAGAUAUGGUUCUACAACAUUACAGAUUUGGGAAUAAUCAGCCAGUUUAUGGAGAAUAUAAAGCCAAAGUAAUAGAAACUGAGGAAAGCCAAGACAAGGUAUCUGAAUCUCCACCAACUGAGAAUACUGAGCCUUUAUCUGUGCAACUCAGGAGAUCCAGUGAAACUGACAAAGAUGUAAUGGAGACUGAGAAGAUAGAAGGGGGAAAUGAAAAAGAAGCCCUCUCCCAAGGAUUCACUCUGAUCACUUCCUGUGCAGAACCUGACGUUCUUUCCAGUUCUCCAUCAGAAAUUCAAGAGUCUGCAGAUUCCUUGUUCACUAGAAGUCCAAAAGCCAACAAGCCAUUAGAUGAAAUAUCUACUAUGAUGACAACCAGUGAGCUGGUGCUUAACAGCAUUCUUCAUGACAAUGAGCUGGAGCAGUCAGAUAAAUUUUACCAGUGCCUUCCUUUUCCCUUGAAGCUGGGAAUUGCUUUGUACCAUGUUAUGGUCUCUACAUCAGAAAUGCUUUGUUAUUUUGUUAUCAUUGUCAACCACAUGGUUUCUGCUUCCAUUUUUUCUUUGGUUCUCUCCAUUUUGAUAUUCCUGUGGCCUAUGUUGUCCAGUCCAAGGCCUACCAAAUUCUUCUGGAUGACAGCAAUCAUUUACACUGAGAUAAUGAUUGUGAUCAAAUGUAUUUCCCAGUUUGGAUUCUUUCCUUGGUCUUCUAAGAUAUAUUGCAGUAUCAGUGCAGAAGCACCAUUUGCCUUGCCAAAUAUAAUUGGGAUUGAGAAGAAAGAUGGAUAUGCACAGAUGGAUCUGGUGCAGCUCCUAGCCUUGUUCUUGCACAGGUACAUCUUGAAGUGUCAAGGUCUCUGGGAUUCUAAAAUACUAGAUCCUAAGCAAAAGGACAUGAUCAAGAAAUCUAAGAAGAAAGAUUGCAAAGGUCAUUCGAAAGAACAUCAGUCUAGCUCAGAAGGAUGGCAUCUCUCUAGGAACAUUUUUAAGAGGGCUAAUAGAGACAAACCUCUGAAAGAAGCCCAGAAGACAUGCAGCUUUUUCAGAAAACCUCCAUCUGGCAAGAAGAGACAUUCUAAAGAAACAAUAAACCAGAAGAUACUUAAGACAAAAAUUGUGCUUUGGAUUUAUCGGCCUAUCAAGCAGUUCUUCUAUGACAUCACUUAUCCUGAGAGCAACCCAGUCUGUGAUAUCUAUGCUUUCAUCUUCACUGCUGAUGUGAUUAGUUUUAUUAUUGCCAUCUUUGGCUAUGGGGCGCUUGGGAGGCAUUCAGACAGUGAUAUCACAGAAUCCCUUUUGGAAGAUGAAGUUCCUGUACCUUGGCUUAUGAUACUCUUGAUACAGUUUGGCACCAUGAUAAUUGAUAGGGCACUCUACCUAAGAAAGAACAUGUUUGGGAAGUGUGUUUUCCAAAUGAUCUUGGUCUUUGGCAUUCAUAUUUGGAUGUGUUUCAUUUUGCCACAAGUAACACAAAGGAGAUUUAACAGGAAUAGAUUGGCUCAGCUGUGGUAUUUGGUCAAGUGCAUUUCUUUUGGUUUGUCCACAUAUCAGAUCAAAUGUGGCUACCCAAAUCGGACCAUGGGCCACUUUUUAACCAAGAAUUACAACAAUAUAAACCUCUACUUUUUCCAAGGAUUCCGCAUAAUACCUUUCUUGGUUGAGCUGAAGGCUGCCGUGGACUGGGUCUGGACUGAUUCUACACUCAGCCUCUCCAGUUGGAACUCCCUAGAGAAUAUUUAUGCAAAGAUUUUCAUUAUAAAAUGUCAGAGAGAGUGUGAAAAAAAAUAUCCCCAACCUCCUGGGCAGAAGAAGAAACCAAUUAUGAAAUAUAGGAUGGGUGGCAUCACUAUCUUCUUACUUGUCUUCAUUGUAUGGUUUCCACUUCUUCUUAUGUCAUUGAAAUCUGUGGCAGGUAUCACCAAUCAGCCCCUGGAUGUCUCUGUCAAAAUUACCAUCAGUGGUUAUGAGUCCUUGUUCACUAUGAGUGCUCAGCAACAAAAUCUGGUUCCUUUCACUCAUGCAGCUUAUAAUCAACUCACUGCUCAAUAUGCUCUCUAUCCUUCUGCCUCGUACUUUAUAGAUGACUAUAGCCCAGAGGACAUUGUAAUUGCUAAAAUAAAAGGCAAUGCCAGCCUGCUUUGGAGCAUCAGUCCAGGGAAUCGGAAAGCUAUAAUCGCAGAGCUUUCCAAUUCCUCUGCAGUUUACGUCAACUUUCACUGGACUCUAACCAGGAAUGCUUCUAUUGUGAUGAAUAUUGAAGCAUCUGGUGUACAUACUGUGCGAUAUGGAGAGAAGGAAAUAAGGGAUCAAAUCAUUCACAUGCUCUCUGGGACUCGGACUGAACCAAUUGUUCUUCCUGGUAUUCUACCAAAAUAUCUCAGAGCAACUUAUGCGGCAGAUGCUAAAAUAGCAAAUAACUUGAAAGUUGUUCAUUCCCAGAAGUUAGAAGACAUUGAUGCGUUGGCCUUCUUCAGAAAUAUAACCAUAAAGCUGCAGCACUUGCCAGACAAGAAGUCUUCAAGUCAUGUUACUGAAUGGUGGAUUGUUAAAGAGCAGACGCCUCUCUGUUUGGAUAACAGAUGCAGCAAGAAUAUGGAGAUUAUAAUUUGUAACGAUAAAGUUACUCCUUCUGGCCUGGGAUAUAUCACUUCAUAUGGCAUUAUCGGUCUCUAUAUGUCAUUUGUUAUGGUUAUUGGGAAAUUCAUCCGAGAAUAUUUCAGUGGCCUCUCGCAUUCCAUCAUGUUCGAAGAGCUGCCCAAUGUGGACCGCAUCCUGAAACUGUGCACAGAAAUCUUCUUGGCCAGAGAGGCUGGAGAAUUGGAACUAGAAGAGCAGCUUUUUGCUAAACUCAUCUUUCUGUACAGAUCACCUGAAACGAUGAUCAAAUGGACCAGAGAACGCAAGGAAAAAUAAAAAGCAGCAUGGAAGGGAGAUUACUAUUAAGGAACUCUACAACUCCCACUUGGGAGUUGGGCAUCACUCCACAGGACAUCAAGGCAAUGUUGUUUUGGUGUAUUGGAUAUUUAAUCUGCAUUAUGGAGGUGUGCAACUACAUGUGAGAUUUAAUAUCCAGGGUGUGAUAUGUAGUUUUAUAUGUACAGAGAUUGAAUUCUAUAAUGCUGAAUAAUGAUUUAGGCCAGGGGAAAUCUUUAGUAAGUGGAAACUGUUCCUAUGAUACCCCCCCUUUAAUUGUAUGCAGCCUGAUUUCAAAUUACCAAUUCAGUUCAACAGAGCAGUAAAAUUAGCAAUUAAUUAGGAAUUAUGUCUUUAAUUUGUCAAAUAAUUGUGGCAUGAACAAAAUGAAAUGUUAACAUAGGCAUACAAAUAAAAUACAGUUUUGUA